Messenger RNA from Rotaria sordida, 2040 nucleotides. NCBI's taxonomy places the organism in Eukaryota, Metazoa, Rotifera, Eurotatoria, Philodinida, Philodinidae. The record is from the annotation of a GenBank genome assembly.
AUGGAUCUUGAACUUCGUUGUCCAUCAUGUAAAGAAUAUUAUCAAUUACCUAUCUAUUUACCAUGUUCACAUUCAAUUUGUUAUACAUGUGCAUUAACUUCAAUUCGAUCAAUAAAUAUAAUUGAAGAAAAUAAUUCUUCAUCAAAUAAUUCAUUUGCUUCUGAUCUUGAUAAACUUUCUUUAACAAGUGAUAAUGAUUCAGGUAUAUCAACAACUAGUCGUUCGUCUAGUUUAUUUUUACCACCAGCUUUACCUGAAAUAUCAUGUUUAUCAAUAAUUUCUAAUCAUAAAAAAAUUUAUUCAACUUAUUUACAAUGUUCUGUAUGUUUAAAAAUUAUUUAUAUGGAUAUAACAGGUAUAAAAAGUUUACCAAAAAAUUAUCUUCUUAUUGAUAUUAUUAAUCGUUAUCAUAAAGAAAAAUUUUUGGAACAAAAAAUUUUCAAAUGUCAAUUAUGUCCAUUAUCAAAACAACAAUCAAUUACAUAUAUCUGUGAACAAUGUCAAAUUGGAUAUUGUAAUCAAUGUCGAGAACAAUAUCAUCCAAUGCGAGGACCAUAUUCUAAACAUAUUUUUAUUAAUGCAAUAGAACAAUUAUCUAAUCAUAAUGAAAAAAUUUUUUGUCAUGAUCAUUUAGAUCGUUUAGCUAAUUUUUAUUGUCUUCAUUGUCAAUUAGAAUGUUGUCAACAAUGUUCUAGACAUACAAAUCAUCAGAUUAUAUCGAUUCAUCAAGCAACUAAAAUGUUUAAGACGCAAUUGUCAUCACAAUUACAUGAUUUAUCAGAAAAAGCAAAAUAUAGUGCAGAUUUUCUUACUAAAUUAAAAUUAUAUCCAGAAUAUAUAAAAAAAAAUGCUGAAAUAUUUCAAACAAAUAUUAUCAAAGAAAUUGAUAAUCUUAUAUUAAAAUUAGAAACUAAAAAACAAGAAUUAUUAACAUAUAUUAAUGAUGAAAUUGAAAGAAAAAUUUCAUUAAUACAUCGACAAUAUUCAUCUUAUAAUGAACAUAUACAACGAACAACAGGAUUUUUACAAUUUUCAAUUGAAGCAUUAAAACAAUCAGAUCCAUAUAUUUAUCUUCAAGUAUGUCAUGGUUUGAAUAGUAAAUGUUCAUAUUUACAAGAAAGUUUCUCUGAUGAAUAUGAAUGUAAAUCACAUACAUCAUAUGAAAUUGAUUUUACAUUCAAUACUGAAUAUCUUUAUCGAGAUAUUCAUCGUUUACAAUUUCAACAAAUUAAACUACCAUCAUCACCACGUUUUAUAGCUGAACAAUGUGUAUGUCAUGAUAAUGAAUCUGGAACUAGUUCUGGUAUGCUUGCUUGGUCAAUACAUGAUAUUGGAGCUAUUCAAGGUUUUAUCCUUGAAUUAGAUAAUGGAACAAUUGGUUCAGAAUUUCGACAAGUAUAUGAUGGUAAUGAAACAAUGUGUGCUAUUGAUGGGCUUCUUCCAUCAUGUGUUUAUACAGCAAGAAUAAAAGCUUAUAAUCAAGCAGGUGAAAGUGCCUAUAGUGAAUGUAUAACACUUCAUUCAUCUUCCGUUGAUUGGUUUACAUUUAAUCCUCGUACAACACAUCCAGAUAUAAAAUUUUUAUCAAAUGAUUUUCAUUCAAUAACAUGUCUUAGUUUACAAGAACGAGUAGCACUUGGUUCACGAGGUUUUCGUCAAGGUAUUCAUUAUUGGGAAAUAACUAUUCAACAUUAUGAUGAUAAAUCUGAUCCAGCAUUUGGUAUAGCACGUUUUGAUGUAUCAAAAGAAAAUAUGCUUGGUAAAGAUUCAAAAUCUUGGUGUAUGUAUAUAGAUAGUCAACGUUCAUGGUUUAUGCAUAAUGGACAACAUACCAAUCGUAUUAAUGGUGGAAUAUCUAUGGGUUCUAUAAUUGGUAUUUUAUUAGAUUUAAAUAAUGGUACAUUAAGUUUUUAUAUCAAUGAUCAACCACAUGGACCAAUUGCAUUUUCAAAUUUAAUACAAGGCGAUGUUUAUUAUCCAGCUGUUAGUUUAAAUAAAAAUAUACAAUUAACACUUGUUUCUGGACUUGAUCUACCUUGA